AUGGCAUCGACUGCACCUGCCGACAUACCUAAGGGAGUCCAAUCCGACUCGAUCACUGGUGACGAUCCCAAUGGAGUUGGUGAGACCGAGGUCCUCGUCCCCGGGUCCCAGAAGCUUCACAGGAAGCUCCGUGGGCGAGAGGUUCAGCUCUUUGCGGUAGGAGGAGCUAUCGGUACAUCGCUCUUUGUACAAAUGGGCUCAGCCUUGCCCAAGGGUGGUCCGGCGGGCCUCUUUAUCGGAUUCAUAGCAUACGGUACAAUCGUUCUAGCCGUUAAUGAAUGUUUUGCGGAGAUGGUUUGCUACAUGCCCAUUCCAUCGCCCUUCGUGCGGUUGGCUGGACAUUGGGUAGAUGACGCGUUGAGCUUCGCGAUGGGCUGGAAUUUCUUCUUAGCCAUGGCGCUAAAUAUUCCUUAUGAAAUUGUCGCAAUCAAUAUUCUGCUCACCUACUGGACCGACAAAGUGCCCACUGCAGCAGUUGUUGUCGUAGUUAUGGCCAUCUAUGGGAUAUUGAAUGUUCUCACCGUUCGCUACUUUGGCAUUGCUGAGUUCUACUUAUCGUUCUUCAAGAUCCUCCUGAUGCUGGGUUUAAUUCUCUACACGUUCGUCACCAUGGUGGGCGGCAAUCCCCAUCGUGAUGUCAUUGGAUUCCGAUACUGGAACGACCCAGGAGCAUUUGUCUCACAUCUAGUGCCCGGAGACACUGGCCGCUUUCUUGGGGUGUUAAGCUGCAUGAUCCAGGGCGCAUUCACAAUGGUAGGGCCGGAGUUUAUAUCCAUGGCGGCUGGUGAAGCCGAGCGACCCCGGAGAGUCAUGCGGAAAGCAUUCGCAUCCUUUGGUUGGCGCCUUAUGUUUUUCUUCUGUCUGGGAGCACUCUGUGUAGGGAUCGUGAUCCCGUACAACGACCCUACGUUAGCUGCCAUGCUGGAUGGUACAAAGCAGGGCAGUGGGACUGGUGCCGCGUCUCCCUAUGUUAUCUCCAUGAACCACUUCGGGAUUCAGGUCCUCCCGGACAUUGUUAAUGUGCUGAUCAUGACUUCUGUCCUGUCCGCGGGAAACAAUGUCGUGUUCUCUGCCUCGCGGACCUUAUACGGCAUGUCACUAGAGAAAAAGGCGCCAAAAUGGGUCUCCAAAACGAACCAAGCCGGAUUGCCAUACAACGCCGUAGCCAUAGCCGUGGCUUUCAGUCUCCUAGGUUUCCUACAAGUCAGUAACAGCUCAGCCACCGUACUCAAUUGGCUGGUCAGCUGUAUCGCAGGCUCCUACCUCCUCAACUACUUCGGCACAUGCAUCACCUACCUACAUUUCCACGCCUCGCUGCAUCGUCAGGGCAUCUCACGCGAAAGCCUCCCCUAUCGCAGUCGCUUCCAGCCCUACACGGCGUGGUACGCCCUUUGCGGAACUGGAGUGAUGGUUUUGGUCUUGGGGUAUAACGUCUUUCUUUCCGGUGGUUGGGAUUUGAAAUCGUUCUUUCUCAACUAUGUUAUUAUUGGGUUUUAUGUACUUGCGUUCGUGUUCUGGAAGCUAUUCCGGCGCACGCGAUACGUGGGGAUCGGCAAGGCGGAUCUCCAGUUAGGGGGUAUCAAGCGAGGGAUUGAUGAGUAUGAGGAGGUGGAAUAUGCUCGUCGUAGAGGGAAACCAGUGGCGUUGCUAGAUCGGUUGUUCGAGUAG
This is a messenger RNA of Aspergillus pseudotamarii, 1668 nucleotides long. RefSeq names its product amino acid permease/ SLC12A domain-containing protein. Gene Ontology annotation, molecular function: amino acid transmembrane transporter activity. Lineage: Eukaryota; Fungi; Ascomycota; Eurotiomycetes; Eurotiales; Aspergillaceae. Gene Ontology annotation, cellular component: membrane. The transcript has 8 exons. Gene Ontology annotation, biological process: amino acid transmembrane transport. The record is from RefSeq and is a predicted model, not a curated record. The coding region runs from base 1 to 1668 and encodes 555 amino acids.